Messenger RNA from Rotaria sp. Silwood1, 2729 nucleotides. The record is from the annotation of a GenBank genome assembly. NCBI's taxonomy places the organism in Eukaryota, Metazoa, Rotifera, Eurotatoria, Philodinida, Philodinidae.
AUGGAUAAUCACGGUGUUCAAAGCAACGAACAACAGCCUCAUCAACAAAUCACCACUGAUAUCCAUAAAGAAUUAGGAGAAAGAAGACAAAGUUCGAUUAUCGAUCUUUGGGCUACUGUAGACAAAUCUCGCCUCGAACAAGAUGUUCACAUCAUUCCUCUUGAAGAUCUUUAUACGCGUUUUCAUACAAAUCCACGUAAUGGUUUAUCAGCUGCUACUAUAGUCGAUGCACAAGCUCAAUAUGGUCUAAAUAAAAUGACUCCACAGAAACCACCAAGCUAUUUUUGGUUGCUUUUCAAACAAUUAUUCAUGGGUUUCAAUGCUAUUCUCUGGGUUGCUGGUAUUUUUGCUUUUUUAGCUUAUAAACCAUUUGGUGAACCAAAUCCAUCAGUAACGAACUUAGCACUCGGAGUUGUACUUGUAUUAGUUAUUACUUGUAAUUCUAUUUUGAAUGUUUAUCAAGAAAUCAAAUCAAUAAAAAUUGUAGCAUCCUUUUCAAAAUUAUUACCAACAAUUGCUACAGUUCGACGUGAUGGUAGAGAACAACAAAUAGUUACCGAUCAGAUCGUACCUGGUGAUAUUAUUCUUGUUCGUAUGGGUGAUAAAUUACCUGCUGAUUGUCGAUUUUUCAGCUGUGAAGGACUUAAAGUUAACACAUCAGAAUUGACCGGUGAAUCGAAACCUGUCACAUCAACAGUUCGAUGUACGAGUACAAAUUUUAUGGAAUCAACUAAUAUUGGAUUUUAUUCGACAAUGGUUGAACAAGGCACUGGUGAAGCAGUAGUUAUUGCUACCGGUGACAAUACUAUUUUGGGCAAAAUGUCACGAUUGACACGAGGUGAUUCGGGUGAUGAAAUCACUGGUCUACAUCGCGAAGUCAAUCGUUUUGUUUUAUUCGUUGUUAUAGCUACUACUAUUGCUAUUAUUAUCCUGUGGAUUACUUGGGGUGCAUGGCUCAAUAGAGAUCAUCAUACUUUUGUUACCUACAAUGCAAAUAUUGUUAACUCUAUUGGUAUGAUUGUUGGUUUUUUGCCGCUGGGCUUACCAUCAGCUGUAACUCUUGUAUUGACAAUUGUGGCGAAAAGAAUGUAUCGACAACGUGUAUUAGUGAAAAGUUUACAAAUCGUUGAAACUUUCAAUUCAGUCUCAGUGAUUGCUACUGAUAAGACAGGUACAUUGACACAAAAUAAAAUGACAGUCACUCAUCUCUUAUGGGACACGAAUGGUAUCUACAAAGUACCUCAACCACAACCACCACCAGCUCCAGAAGAGACAAUUUUUCAAACGAUUCGUCGUUUAUCAUCUGGCGCCCUUAAUACAGUUCGACGUCUAUCGGUAGGAGUUAUUUCAAUUGCUCGAAGAUUAUCUACUGGUAAUAUCAAUCAACCACAACUUAUGCCAUCAUUAGAUGAUGACAAUGAAAUGCACAAUAUUUCGAGUAUAGCAAGUGAAGUUCAAGUUGAAGCAUUCAAGGAUCUUUUGGUUGGCGCUGCUCUCUGUAAUAAUGCUGAAAAACAAAUGGUACAAGACGCACAAUUAGGACAAGACAUAUCAAAAAUGAAAACCGAAUUGCGUCUUGUAGGCGAUGCCGCUGAUACAGCUCUCUACAAUCUAUGUGUUGAUCGAUGUCAUGUUGAUAUUGAUGCAAUACGUAAAAAUAACUCUCGUUUGAAAGUAUUACCAUUUAAUUCAUCGAAUAAAUUUAUGAUUGUGGCUAAUGAACUUCAAUCAGUUGAUUCAUCUGUACCGGAAAGCGAACGUACCGUUUUGAUUACAAUGAAAGGUGCACCAGAUAUUGUUAUUCAACGUUGUUCGUCAUAUAAAACCCACAAAGAUGAGAUUUCGCGAUUAGACGCCGAAAUGAAGCGAACACUGUUUAAUCGCCAAGAAGAAUUAGGCAAAAAUGGUUAUCGAGUUAUCGCCAUGUGUCAACAAAAAAUUACUCGAGAACAGUAUAAUCGAAUGAUUGAACGGUAUACAGAAGAGCAACGUUCGUCAUCACCGACUGGUGAAGAUUUGAAUGGAUUUUCAUCGAGUGACUAUUGUUUUAUUGGUCUUUUUUCAUUACUUGAUCCUCCUCGAACGGAAGUGCCUGAUUCCGUUCUCAAAGCUCGUCGUGCUCAAAUUCGUGUAGCCAUGGUUACUGGUGAUCAUCCGACGACGGCUAAAGCAAUUGCAAAACAAGUACAUAUUUUUACACCAGAAAUUGCAGAAAUCAAUGGUGUAGAUACGUUUAAAAUGGAUCGUGAUGCUAAUGGACAACCUAUUCUCAAUUUAUACCGAAACGAUAUAUUAUUGAAACAACAUACACCUGGUCAGGUGACUCGAAUGGAUCCAGAAAAUAAAAAUGCCAAAAGCAUGGUGAAGCAAGCUGAAAUUGAUGCUGGUGAAGCUGAACCUGAUCCAUUACCACCUUGGUAUAAGCGAGCUUGGGCAGGAUGUCGAAAUCAAUUUAGUGAACCUAAAUCGAAUCUUCCAACAGCCACUAAAAUGGAAUAUAUUCCCCAUGCUAUUGUGGUUGCUGGUGCAGAAAUUGGUCUUAUGGAUGAUUUUAUGUGGGAUUGGGUAUUGUCACAUCAAGAGUUAGUUUUUGCACGAACAUCACCUGAACAAAAAUUGCGUAUAGUUGUGGAAUUUCAACGACGUGGCGAAAUUGUUGCAGUAACAGGUGAUGGAACUAAUGAUGCACCAGCACUUAAAUGUGCUCAUCUUGGUGUAGCUAUGCAAUC